Messenger RNA from Quercus robur (English oak), 1584 nucleotides. RefSeq lists its product as uncharacterized. Gene Ontology annotation, biological process: mitochondrial translation. The transcript has 4 exons. The coding region runs from base 268 to 630 and encodes 120 amino acids. NCBI's taxonomy places the organism in Eukaryota, Viridiplantae, Streptophyta, Magnoliopsida, Fagales, Fagaceae. The record is from RefSeq and is a predicted model, not a curated record. Gene Ontology annotation, cellular component: mitochondrial ribosome; mitochondrial large ribosomal subunit. Gene Ontology annotation, molecular function: structural constituent of ribosome.
UGAUUCCUGAACCUCAGAACCUGAUACGGUGAGGUGAGGUGAGGUGAGCAGUUGAGACUUGAGAGAGGCGGAGAGCAGAGAAUCAGAGAGAGGCUGAGGCGGUCCAGCUGGACCAGCCGUCCAGGCGGAGGAGCUUCAAGCUUGCUGCUUUGCUUGAGCCUUGAGCUGUUGUCUGUUGAGCAGAUGAGAACAGACUGAACGGUGGAGAGUGGAGACUAGAGAGAGGCGGAGAGCAGAGACUAGAGAGAAAGCUAGGUGAUAACAAUAAUGCUAUUGUCAAGAAUUUUUGGGAGAACACUGUUUGCAGCGGCUAAAUCAGAAACAACUAAUGCAACAGCUGCAGCUGCUUCUGUAGCAAGGAACCCUCUGCAAGAGUUCUUUGAGGCUGAUAGGAAUAUAGAUGAUGACAAACCUGUUGUCUACGGUCGUAGUUGGAAGGCUUCUGAACUGCGACUGAAGUCUUGGGAUGAUCUUAAUAAGCUAUGGUAUGUCUUGUUAAAGGAGAAAAAUAUGCUGAUGACUCAAAGACAGAUGCUUCAUUCACAGAAUCUACGGUUUCCUAACCCAGAGCGCAUUCCCAAGGGGCAGAAUUUCUUUUUGAUAAGUAGAGGGGCAGAAUUACAAUGUUAAAAUGGAGUGCAAGCUAUAGCUUUGCCAAUAUCAAUAUCAGAUUGCAUCCUAAGUGCCAUAAAUGCGAGAGGUUGGGAACCAUCUGAACACAAAUGUUACCAAUAUUUUAAACAUGCUACUUUAAAUACUUGACGUUCUUUUAAUGUAGAGGGAAGAACUCUUUUUGGAACUUGGCUUUUUAGAGAAUCUCUCAUUUCUUGUUCAUGGUAAAAUUUGACUGCUAAAGUAUUGAGUGCAGCAAAGUGAAAUUGACUCCAUGAUCUAGUUCUACCUCAGCCACUGACUUGUAUUACAUGAAAUAGCUUUGGCAUUGUAGUUAUAUCCGCAUCAUUUUAGUUAUAUCCAUCUAGUUCUUUAAUUGCCAUUUGGAUUGCUUUGCCAAAAUAAGGCGGGUGAAAUUGAUCAAAAUUUUAUCUAGGAGGAAAAGCUAAUGAUAUGUUGAAAAAUGAAAAGUAAAUAGUUUCCUAGCAUUAAACCUAAUCAUGUCUAGAAAUUGCUGCAACAAAUUCUUGGAUUUCCUAAUUGGUUUAGUAUGUUAGAUCAUACCUAGAAACUGGUUAUAUACAUUUUAUAUAAAAAUGGUUAGGGGUCAAUUGGCAUUGUUCUCUUUUUUUCAUUGCUUUCAGCUACUCAUUUAUUCUGAAAUUCAACUUGCAUUUCACAUUAAGUACUGUAACUAGAAAUACCACAUUGGAUUUGUCUCACUGUGUUUCAAUUGGUAGACUGAGUACAUGAAAAACAAGUUUUGGAAUAUAAUGAUUUAGGCAUUAAAUUUGUUGCAUGUAUUAAUACUUUUCCUCCAUCUUUCUGGAACCACAAUUACUAAUUGGCAUUUCGGUGAUUCUUGUUGUUGAAUGAAAUUAAGGUGAGGAAGUCAAUGUGUCGUAUCAAGCAAGUACUCACUGAAAGAGCGAUUGAGGAACCUGAUGCUAGAAGGUCGGCUGAGAUGAAGAG